Gastrolobium bilobum is the source of this 5089-nucleotide messenger RNA. Its product is annotated as endoribonuclease Dicer homolog 2-like. The transcript is spliced from 23 exons. The record is from RefSeq and is a predicted model, not a curated record. Gene Ontology annotation, biological process: siRNA processing. Gene Ontology annotation, molecular function: protein binding; ATP binding; ribonuclease III activity. Gene Ontology annotation, cellular component: nucleus; cytoplasm. NCBI's taxonomy places the organism in Eukaryota, Viridiplantae, Streptophyta, Magnoliopsida, Fabales, Fabaceae. Bases 32 to 4150 code for a protein of 1372 amino acids.
GGAAGUUGAAUUCAGAUAUAUCAAAGAAUCCAUGGAAGAAGCCCUCACAAUGGCUAUAGAUGCUGAUCAGCAACAGAUUACCCCUGACACUCUUCCAUUUGCAAGAAGCUAUCAACUUGAAGCAUUGGACAAAGCAAUCCGUGAAAAUACUAUAGUGUACUUGGAGACUGGUUCGGGGAAAACUUUGAUAGCGAUAAUGCUUCUUCGUAGUUAUGCUUAUUAUCUGCGGAAGCCUUCUUCUUUCAUUGCAGUGUUCUUAGUUCCCAAAGUUGUCUUGGUCAAACAACAAGCUGAAGCCUUACAAAUGCACACGGAUUUAAGAGUGGGCAUGUAUUGGGGAGAGAUGGGUGUUGACUUCUGGAAUGGUACUAUAUGGCAACAAGAAACAGAUAAACACGAGGUGCUUGUCAUGACUCCUGCAAUAUUGCUUAUGAGCUUGAGGCAUGGCUUUCUCAAACUGGAAAUGAUAAAGGUUUUAAUAUUGGACGAAUGCCAUCAUGCUAGGGGUAAAGACCCUUACGCUUGCAUCAUGGCUGAGUUCUAUCAUCCCAAAUUAAAAUCUGGUAUCUCUGACCUCCCUCGAAUUUUUGGGAUGACUGCAUCUCCAGUUAAGUCAAAAGUUGGAAAUUCUGAAGGGACCUUGUCCAAAGAAAUUCAGAAACUAACCACUCUAUUGCAUUCAAAGGUAUAUACUUGUGUAAGUGAAGCUGUAAUUGCAGAGUUCAUACCAAUCUCGACCCCUAUAUUCAAGUUUUAUAAGGAUAGCGGGAUUCACUUUAUGUUAUUUGAAGAAUUAGCAGUUAAGCUCAAGAUGUUAAAAGAGCAGCAUGAACUCUCCCUCAGUUCAGAUUUCACAGAAUUAGCUGCUGAGUCUGCACGCAAAAGAAUAACAAAGAUUUUUUCUGGUUUAAUAUUUUGCUUGGAUGAGCUUGGUAUUUGGUUGGCUUUGAAGGCUGCAGAGUCCUUAUCUUCCAAUGAAAUUGAAUCAUUUUCAUGGGGUAAAUCUGGUGAUAAAGUUGUUAAAAAAUUUAGCUUGGCUACUGUGCGGACACUGACAUCUUACAUGCCAUCUGGUUGUCAGUGGUCUAUUGGUGACAACAUUAAAUCUGAUGUGGAUAUGGGGCUGUUAACCUCCAAAGUUUGUUGUCUUAUUGACUCUCUACUUCAGUACAGGGGUUUGACUGACAUGAGAUGCAUAGUUUUUGUGGAAAGGGUCCUUACAGCCAUUGUUCUUCAGGCUCUAUUGAAUGCCUUGCUUCCAAAAUACAAUGAUUGGAAGACUAAAUUCAUUGCAGGAUACAAUUUUGGAUUGCAAAAUCAAUCAAGGAAUAGGCAAAAUGAAAUUGUGGAAGAAUUUCGUGUGGGAUUGGUCAACAUCAUUGUAGCAACUUCGAUUCUUGAAGAGGGUUUAGAUGUUCAAAAUUGCAAUUUGGUCAUUAGAUUUGACCCAUCUCCCACGGUGUGUAGUUUCAUACAGUCGCGAGGCCGUGCCAGAAUGCAAAAUUCAGAUUACAUAUUAAUGGUUAAGAGUGGGGAUUCAGUUACACGUUCUCGACUAGAGAAAUUCCUUGCUAGUGGGGAUAUUAUGAGGAAGGAGUCCUUGCACCAUUCUUCCCUUCCGGGUGAUCCUUUUGAAAGUGAUGAAUUUAAUGAGGAAGCUUAUCGCGUUCCAAGCACUGGAGCCAUUGCCAAUCUUAGUUCUAGCAUUGGUUUGAUAUACUUGUAUUGCUCACGGCUCCCUGCAGAUGGGUACUUUAAACCAACUCCAAGGUGGGACAAAGUGUCUGGGACAUUAUAUCUUCCCAAGAGCUGCCCGCUACAGCCUAUUACUGUACAAGGUGACAAAAAAGUCUUAAAGAAUAUUGCAUGCCUUGAAGCAUGCAAACAACUUCAUAAAAUUGGAGCUUUGACGGAUAAUCUUGUUCCUGAUAUUGUCGUUGAAGAGAAAGAGGUGGAGGAAUUUGGGGAUGAACCUUACAAUGAGGAGCAACCAAGUUAUAUACCAUUUGAAUUGGUGAAUAGCUUGACAAACAAUAGUAAUGCAAUCUACUAUUGUUAUUUAAUGGAGUUAAAACAAAAUUUUAGCUAUCAUUCCUCUGUUCAAGACAUUUUUCUUGCAGUGAGAAGUGAGCUUGAUCCAGAAAUUGGAUGCAUGCAAUUUGAUAUGUGUUUUGACAGAGGUAGCUUGUCAGUAAACUUGAGAUACAAAGGAACCAUUAGUCUUUCCCCAGAUCAGGUUCUUUUGUGUAAAAGAUUUCAGGUUACCAUCCUUAGAAUUCUUGUAGACAAUAACAUGGAUAAGUUGGCAACUGCUGUGCCUGUAGACAAAUACUGUGAUCUUGAGAUUGAUUAUCUUCUGCUUCCAGCGAGAAGACAAGUUGUUGAUUGGUUAUGUAUUUCUUCUGUAAAUCCAUCUAAUUUCACAUGCGAUUAUCAUGCACGCAAUAUAUCGACAAAAAAUGGUCCUGUUUGUACUUGCGUACUGAAAAAUGCUUUGGUUUGUACUCCUCACAAUGGUAAUGUUUAUAUCACCACUGAUAUAAUGAAUUUGCAUGGAAACUCGCUUCUAGAACUAAGGCAUGGUGAACUUACUACAUACAAGAAGUACUUUGAAAAGAAGCAUGGUAUUCAAUUGCAAUUUGAACAUCAACUGCUACUUAAAGCAAGACACAUGUUUCAAGUUAAAAAUUACUGUAACGGGUGCAGACAAGCGAAUGAUAGAGAGGCAAGCAACAUCUUUGUUGAAUUACCUCCGGAACUGUGCUAUAUAAUUAUGUCACCAUUAUCGGAUAGUACCAUUUAUUCCUUCUCAUUUAUUCCAUCAAUCAUGCAUAGACUUGAGUCUUUGCUUGGAGCUUUCAAUCUAAAAAAGAUGCAUUUGGAUCGUUCCAUGCAAAAUGAGAUUCAAACAACAAAGGUCUUGGAAGCAAUUACUACAAAGAAAUGCAAAGAGACCUUUCAUUAUGAGUCUUUAGAGACUCUUGGUGAUUCUUUUUUAAAAUAUGUCAUCAGUCAACAACUUUUUAAAAUAUAUCAAAAUCACCAUGAAGGUCUCCUUAGUCUGAAGAGGGAAAAAAUAAUUUCUAAUGCUGCCCUCAGUAAGUUCGGGUGCAGUUGUGGACUUCCGGGCUUCAUACGAAAUGCGCCUUUUAAUCCAAAAACUUGGAUCAUUCCUGGUGAUAAAUCUGGAAGUUUUAAAUUAGAAGAGUUGGCUUCCAAAGAGACAAAAAUUUAUGUUGGGGAAAAAAGAAAAUUAAAACAGAAGAUUGUUGCUGAUGUUGUUGAGGCGCUAAUUGGUGCUUUCCUUAGCACUGGUGGUGAAAAAGCUGCAUUGUUGUUUAUGGAUUGGAUUGGUAUUAAAGUGAUUUUUAAUAUUAUACCUACUGAGAGGCACUUUAAUGUUAAUCCGAAGAAUCUGGUAAAUGUCAGCUUUCUAGAAUCUCUGUUAAAGUACUCAUUCCGUGACGGUUCUCUUUUAGUGGAAGCACUGACCCAUGGUUCUUACAUGCUGCCUGAAGUUCCUAGAUGUUAUCAGCGACUAGAAUUUCUUGGAGACUCAGUUUUGGAUUAUCUCAUUACGGUGCAUUUGUUCUAUAAAUAUCCGGGCUUGACACCUGGGCAGUUAACUGACAUGAGGGCAGCUUCUGUGAAUAAUGAUUGUUAUGCAUGGUCUGCCAUUAAGGCUGGGUUGCACAAACACGUACUCCAUGCCUCGCAGGAACUACAUAAGCAUAUUACUGUCACACUUAACCAUUUUGAAAAGUUUUCUUUGUCAUCAACUUUUGGAUGGGAGUCUGAGGCAUCAUUUCCCAAGGUACUCGGAGACAUUAUAGAGUCUCUGGCUGGGGCAAUUUUUGUUGAUUCAGGAUACAAUAAGGAGGUUGUGUGGCAAAGCAUAAAGCCUCUUUUGGAACCCCUUGUCACACCUUCAACCUUGAAGGCCCACCCAGUCAAAGAGCUAACCGAACUAUGCCAAAAAAAGAAUUAUAUUAUGGAAAAACCUAAGGUGUCUUGCAGUGAUGGUGUUACAACUUAUAGAAUCGAGGUACAAGCUAACGGGGUCUUACACAAGUAUGAGUAUAGUGGUUCUGCUGAUAAGAAAACAGCUAAGAAGAUAGCCUGCAAAGAAAUUUUGAAGUCCUUGCGGUAAACACAAUGCCCAAUUACUGACUUUCCGGCCCAAUUACUGAUUUUGUCCAAGCAAAGAAUAGAAAGAAAAAAGAACAAAGAAUUGGGCUGGAACCUUUACAACAUAAAUCAAAAGAGCCUAGAGCAAAAAAGAAAAAGAAAAGAAUAAAGGAAAAAAAGAAAGAAUGGGCCGAUCCUUUGAGAAGGCUGAUCAGAAGCCCAACUUGAAGAAAAGCAAAGCAAAGAAGGAAAGAAAAAAAAGAGAGACUCAGAAAUGCAAAAAAACCAAAAGAGGCAAAACGUGCAAACCUUAACACCUACCGUGUGCACAAAAUCUCUACCAUCUAAUCCUUAUCCCACACCAUCCCUCUUGACUAAUCUUUCUACAAUCGAACCCCCAAGCUAGACCGUCCCUUGUUUGCGGUCGAAAACCAUCAAACCUUAGCCUCACCCACGGUUCAUUGAGAACCAAACCAACCCACACUUGCAAAGAGACAAAAUCCUAGCUGUCAUCGGUAUGAAGGACGAGCAUGUGUGGAGCGGAUUAAGGGUGCUGAUCUCUUGGUGAGGCACAUGAAAAGGAAGACUAAUCAAGUUAUGAAAAGAGAGAGACACGUGGAUUCUGAUCUAAGGGCUCAUGUCGCUGCUGCUUGCAAGUAGUAGAAGAUAUAAAGAAGCUAUGGGUAAAAGCUUGAGGAGGCGGCUUCUUCCUCUUUUUCAUUUCUCUUUUUCCAUUUUUUCUUUUACGCUUCUGGUACUGUAAAUAGAUGUUAUUUUGUUUUGAUUAGAACCUGUCAGUACAGUACCAAGACUAUUCUGGUGAAUAGGACUCGAAUUGUGUUUUACGUUUUCUGCAAUUUAUUUUUCCUUUAAUUUUCGUUUCAUUUGUUGUUUGUAUGCUCAUCAACCUGUGGUGAUGAGCUAAUUUUUCUAGAGUUCGGUUGAAAGAGUACCCGGAACU